UUUAUCGCAAUAAGUGCUGGACAUCUAUUUAAAAUUUGGUUACGUUUAAAAUAUUUUUAUUAAUGAAGGAAUUUUAAAGCAUCAUCUGCAGAAUAAAUUGAAAAUAUUUAAAUAUGAGUAAAGUGGCUGGACCAGGUUUACAAUCUCGAAUAAGAAGAAUUUCUGCAGGUUGCUUAUCUGAUAAAGAAAAUUCACCAUUAGGUGUUACGCGUUUAAGAAGAUUAUUGAAAAGAAAAGUUAAAAAGGCACAAAAUACAACAGAUUCCAAAAUUAAAAAUAAAACUAAAGUUCCCAAAACCGAUGUUUGGGUGAAUUUAAAGGAUGGAACAAAAAUAAAAUUGUGUUCAACUUGCGCGACCAAAAAAAAAAAUACAUCGUCAGAGGCGCAAAAAACUAAGGAUAGAAUAAAGCUAUCAAAUAAAAGUCGAGAUAAUGUAAAGGAUAAUAACAUUAAGCGAACUUUGAGAACUCCUAAAAUUCAAACUAUUUCCUCGGAUAGCAAAUUGUUAUCUGAUAAUAAUAAUAAAAGCGUGGUCGUCAAAAAAGAAUCAGCAUCCAAAGCUACAAAGCCAAAAGUAACUAAGAAAACUAGAAAAGAUUUUCCGAAAACUGAAAUACCUGUAAUGAAUGAAGCAAAACAAAGAGAAAAAGAAGUCGUUGAUCAAAACAGUAUAAAACAAGGUAAAUUUGGAUGUAUUAAUUUUUCAUUAAUUAUGCUAUAA
Molecule: messenger RNA, 722 nt
Organism: Ceratosolen solmsi marchali
Lineage: Eukaryota; Metazoa; Arthropoda; Insecta; Hymenoptera; Agaonidae
Exons: 3
Coding region: 114-722 (202 amino acids)
Source: RefSeq, a predicted model, not a curated record